AUGGGUUUGGAUCGAGAAGGUUACCUUCGCAAUUUGCGUGAGCUCGAGGCCGGCCGCGAAGUCUUCGUGCGGCCUUUGGAGCUGGAAGCAACGGCAGACGAUGUGCGCGAUAUAGUCGUUCAGCGUUGUGGCGAGGAUUCUGUGGGAAUUGAUCGGGUGAAGCUGGUCAAGCAUGCUGGCGGCGCCUUGUUGUCGGCGUUCGUGACUCUGAGCAGUGUGCAAGAGGCCAGGCUGGUUACUCAGCGACUCGACGGUGCCAAGAUUCGUGGCAAGGUCCUCGCGGUGAGCGUGGCGCGGAACCAGGGGCAGAGUCGCGUCAAGGAGAUCUGCAUGUUCUUUCUGGAGGGCAAGUGCCAGAGAGGGCAGAAUUGUCAAUAUCUGCACGACGCGACGGGUCGAGGCAGUGGACGGCGCUUACCUGCCUGCCGCUUCUUCGCUGCAGGAAGCUGCUCGCGUGGUGAGAACUGCAAAUUCUCGCACGAGAGGCAGGAUGAUGUCGAGGAGGCCGGCACGGUGCAGGAUGAUGUCGAGGAGGCCGCGGAGGUGCAGACAGAGAGGCUGACAAGCAAGCACAAACGCUUGAAGCACCCGCCUGAUCCCACGCAGACAGCCAAAAAGAAGAAGACGAAGGAGGAGGCCACCAUUUCGGCCAAGAUGGCCUCCACCUGCCGACCAGGCCGGGAAGGGCCACAGAAGACCAAGACCAAGGCGAAGGCGGAAGAGGAGCCGGAAGAGGACGAAGGCGACGGCUCUCCGAAAGCGGCGCUGAAGCGCAAGCAGCCCAAGCGCCGAGAGCACAGAGCCGCGGCGACUCAGUCGGAAGCCCCGGCAGCCCCGGGCUCGGGCCCCCAAGACCCCCAAGGAACGGCAAAGAAGAAGCGGAGGAAGCUCCGACGCAAGACCGCCCAGGAUGUUCCUGCCGUUCCGACCGCUGCUCCGGCAGCCAAGGGUCAGAAGACCGAAAAGAAACGGACCAAACGACCACAGGCUGCAGCAUAG
Messenger RNA from Symbiodinium necroappetens, 999 nucleotides. NCBI's taxonomy places the organism in Eukaryota, Dinophyceae, Suessiales, Symbiodiniaceae. The record is from the annotation of a GenBank genome assembly.